UGAUACCUGUAAACCUACGUGAUACAAUAAUUGAUCACAAUUUACCUAAUUGAUAAUUUGAUCAUAUCACUUCUGUUUCUUUUGUGUGUUUGAGUAGUGAAGCGUGGAUUGCAUUAUAUAUGGCUCGUUAUACAAUCAUAGUCAUCAGUAUAGUGAUCACAACCAUAGUGAAUAUGACUGUUAAAAGAAGUUUUUUUCUAGUAACCUUGUAUUUUUGGAAUAGCCACGCCUUGAACUGUCGCUCUGAUGGCGGUCCAAAUGAAAGUGAAUUAAAAACAAUAUACCUAACCUGCUUAAAGGAACAAGAAAACAGAAAUUCAAGUAGUUCACGAAGAUACCACAAUGAUCAAGACUGGACUGAUCCUCGUGGCUAUAACAAUAGGGAUCAAUGGGAUAGAGAUGAUAGAGGGCGAGGUGAUCGUGAUAGAAUAAGAAAUGAUAAGUUCGGUGGUAGGAGAAAUGAUAGAAAGGAUGCUAGAGAUGAUAGGAUAAGUAGUAGAAACGAUAGGACGUAUAGAAGAGAUAUGAUGGGUGACAGAAGUGAUGAGAUGGGAGGUAGGAAUCGUGAUAUGAUAGGACGAGAUGAUGAUGGAAUUGGUAGAUAUCAUGUAACAGGGAGAGACGAUUUUCCAAAUAGUGAUGAGUAUUUGGGUGAUAUGUCUCGGCACCAUAAUUAUUACUCAUCCACGCAAUCUUCGAGACGGUUCAGACGUGAUAGAAAUAAGGAGAUGAAUUCAGGACACCGUAGUCAAUACAAUCCGAACACACAAAGACCGAUGGAGUACGAUAGCCGCCACAGGAAUGAGGACCGAAACUCCAGUAGAAAUGAAGAGAGUAAAGCUUGCGCCUUGCAUUGUUUUUUGGAACAACUUGAAAUGACAGGCGACGAUGGUAUGCCUGACAAAUAUUUGGUGACACAAGUAUUAACUAAAGACAUCAAAAACGAAGACCUCCGAGAUUUUCUUCAAGAAUCCAUUGAUGAAUGUUUCCAAAUUUUAGAGAAUGAGAACUCUGAAGAAAAAUGUGACUUCUCGAAAAAUCUUCUAAUGUGCUUAUCGGAAAAAGGUCGAGCAAACUGUGAUGACUGGAAAGAUGAUAUUCAGUUUUAA
Messenger RNA from Achroia grisella, 1109 nucleotides. RefSeq lists its product as uncharacterized. The record is from RefSeq and is a predicted model, not a curated record. The coding region runs from base 120 to 1109 and encodes 329 amino acids. Gene Ontology annotation, molecular function: odorant binding. The transcript has 5 exons. Lineage: Eukaryota; Metazoa; Arthropoda; Insecta; Lepidoptera; Pyralidae.